AUAGACAAAAGCUUCAAUCAUUUGAAUAUGAAAAAACCUUUUUCUUUGUCAUGCCAUAUAACUGUGCAAACCACUUUCAAACCUAUGCAAAUUUGAUUGUAGACCAGCUUGAACUACAGAACAAUUCUACCCCAUUCAUGGCCUCCAGAGACUCCACAGUGGAAAUACAAUCAUCCAGGAAACAAGAUGAUUCAGAGUUCAAUUUGACAGAAUGGGCAGUGAAAGCUCGAAUCAGCCGUGAGAACACAAAGUCAAGAAGGUACUCAGCAUCAUAUAUAAGAAGCUUUAGAGAAGACACACGAUCUUUUAGAUCAAAUAUAACCAUUUCUAGCACUGCUUCUUCUCCUGGACACCAACUAAAAGAUGAUCAAAUAGACCCUUCAACCUAUUCUUUCACUACUGCUCUUAAAGCAUUGCAAGCAAGGACAAUUCAUAAAAGUUGGGAGUACUUUUCUCCAGAUGGGUUUGCUUUGAAUUCUAAGUGGAAUGAGGCAGAAAAGUAUAUAUGCAACCCCCUUUCAGGGGAGGUACCAAUGGAGUGUUUAUCUGCAAAAACUCUAAGUGGAAGGUCAAACUCAACAGCAAAUGGAUUCAUCACCAUGGCUGCUCCUCUAGUUUAUUCAUCAAAACAGAUUAAAACCAAGCCAUCAACUUGCAUACAAGAAGAAGAAGCCCUUCAAUUUUAUAUUCCAGAAAAGAAUAAGGAGGGAAUAACAAGAGAUGCAAGUACUCAAAAUACAUCUCCUUAUCCUAGUUCAAGCAACACCAGCAUUGCUUUAACUCCAUCCAUCAUAGAGAGAUCAACAAAGCUAUCUGAAGACUCACUAAGUUCAGAUGCCAAAACAAAAUCUGAGGAAGAGGUGGAGAUGAAGGAUAAAGAAACAGUAAGAGAAGAGCAUGAGUUUAGGCAGAAAGAUGAGCAAUUUUGCAGGCAUGGUGGGUGCUUUUCAUGGAUAUGGAUGAAAAAGCAGAGAAAGAAAGACAAUGAAGGAAUGACAUAUAUUUCACUAGUUUCGAAGUUUGCUAAAGAAAGAAAGAUGCUGAAAAGUGAAAAAGGACUAGUGUAGGAUCUCAGUUCUCACACUCACUUCAGCAAUUUCGCAGUGCAUUAUUACCAUAAAAAGAAAAGUUUAGAACAAUUGCAAGUGUGUGUUGAGACUUGAGUCUUAUGUCUGUGUUAAGUAGUUCAAUGGUCAGUAAUGAUAUAUGUUUUGUUCUUGUGGUGAAAAUUUGGCUAGCAGCUCACGUACAGGCUUAUCUAUUUGUGCAUUUUGAAACGCAAGGUUCUUAUCUUCUAUCUCU
This is a messenger RNA of Lotus japonicus, 1302 nucleotides long. RefSeq lists its product as uncharacterized. The record is from RefSeq and is a predicted model, not a curated record. The transcript is spliced from 5 exons. The coding region runs from base 51 to 1067 and encodes 338 amino acids. NCBI's taxonomy places the organism in Eukaryota, Viridiplantae, Streptophyta, Magnoliopsida, Fabales, Fabaceae.